Molecule: messenger RNA, 2135 nt
Organism: Mercurialis annua (annual mercury)
Lineage: Eukaryota; Viridiplantae; Streptophyta; Magnoliopsida; Malpighiales; Euphorbiaceae
Exons: 9
Coding region: 120-1841 (573 amino acids)
Source: RefSeq, a predicted model, not a curated record
CAAACCAUUUCUCCUUUCACUCACUUGUUUCCUCUUUCUUCAUUGUUCUCUCUAAAAGAUCUGCAAAACCAGAAAUACAAAAAAAAAAAAAAAACUGUCGAAAAGAAAAAAGCACCGCCAUGACAGACUCCGUUGAACCGUCGUCAACAUCAACCGGCGAUCCUAAUAAUCCAAACCCGAACCCGAAUCCGAAUCCAAACUCAUUAAUCCAUCCACGCCGCGAACCAUUCGAGCACGGACUCCUCCAAAUCCCCAAGCUAAUAUUCUCCGACCCGACCCAAACGCUUUCGCAGCUCAAACAGAAGCUCGCCUCUCAUAAUCGUCCUCGAAUUGACUCGGCAAUUCUCGCGGACUCGCUCCAGAUCUCAAUAGACCACGCGAGGCUUGUUAUUGAUACGCUCGCAUCGGUUCUUCACUCGGAUUCCGACCCGCUCGUUAAAGCUUUACCCGGAGAUAUCGAUUCUGUGGGUGCGGAUUUGAAUGAUCUGAUAUUGUUUUUGUAUAUACAGUCAUAUAAGAAGUUAUUGCCUAGAACUCAUAAAGAUUCUGCCGCUGUUACUGAUGUUUGGCCUUCCACGUCAGCUUUUGACGGUUACUUGUCCGCUUUAUCACCUCUCCAGCUAGUGCGUAGCAACAGUCGUCGGUUUAUGCCCUCACAAGCUGAUGAAGAGGCUCAUCAGUUAUCCUAUCUACAAAAGCAUAUGGCUAACAUUCUAUCACUUUUGGCAGAGCCUGUGGAAGGAGAAGGCGAAGAGUCUCUGGUUUUAACCAUGGAAGGAUACGAGCACCUGGGAUUUCUAGUACAAUUUGGCGAUAAGGGGUCUGAAGAGGUUUCAUUAAGUCAAGCUGCUCCAUUUUUUGCCAAUUCAGAUCCUGACAUGCCUGCUGUUCCUGUUCCUGCUGUGCAAGUCCAUGAUUGGAUUUCGCAGAAUAUUUCAUCUGCUUUGGAACAUAUCACUGAAAGAAUUUCUGCAAAAGAGAAUGGGCCACAUAGUGCAUCUGAUACGGAUGUUGCCAUGGCCGAUGCAUGUACAAGCUCAAUUAAGCCUGCACCAAAUGCUAGGGGAUCAAGUUUUAUUGAGGGGAUCUCAAAAUCUUCAUAUGUAAAGCAUGCAGCGGAUCUUAAAGGAUCUUCUGUUAAGGUUUUGAAUUGCCAUGACUCUGCCAUCUACGUUUUAGCACCCCUGAGACAUGCUACCAUCUAUGGAUGCUCUGAUGCUACUAUAGUUCUUGGAGCUGUUGGCAAGGCUGUAAGGAUUGAGCAUUGCGAGCGGGUUCAUGUUAUUUUGGCAGCAAAACGAGUCUGUAUUGCUAAUUGCCGUGAGUGUGUGUUCUUUUUAGGUGUAAACCAGCAACCGCUUAUGGUUGGAGACAACCAUAAACUGCAGGUGGCUCCUUACAAUACAUAUUACUCAGAGUUGGAGGAGCACAUGGCUGAAGUGGGCAUUGAGGCAACCAUUAACAGGUGGGAUGAUCCCUUGGCCUUGGGAGUGGUUGACCCACACGAUUCAUUAUCUCAUCCUGCAGGUGUAUCUGAUGUUCAAGCUGAGUCAGCGAUUCGGCUGGACCCUGAUCAAUUCACCAAUUUUCUGAUUCCUAAUUGGUUUAGUGGUGAAUCUCUUGGGUCAACAAAAGAUAAUCCUUUUCCAUUACCAGAAGCUUACAUGUCAGCUCAGGAGAGAAAUCAAAAGAACUUGGGGGAGAUAAAGCAAUUAUUGAGGGAAGCUCCUCUUGAAGAAAAUCGGAAGAAGGAACUAUCGUGUGCGCUGCAUGUACUAUUCAAGGACUGGUUAUAUGCUUCGGGCAAUAUCCGUCAACUUUACUGCCUACAAGGUGAUUGAUGUUGAAUGAUGAAGGUGUUGUUGCAUAACAAAUCUGGCAACCGGAGGUGCUCUUUCUGUUUCAACUCAAUUAAAAUUGGCGCUAGAGGCAGCUGAGAAUCAUCCUAUGUACUUUGGAAUCGUACGCAUUUGUCCGAUGACACUGGUGCACAGAAUACAUUGAUUUACCCUAAUCUCACUGUAAUAUUUUUUUUGAAAUUGUAAUAUUUGUUAACCUAGAUUCACAAUCUUGUGAAUUUUUUUCCUCCUUUAUUUGCCAUUUAGUCUUCCAUCAUAUUAAGUUCAUCUUUUGAA